Molecule: messenger RNA, 1558 nt
Organism: Lutzomyia longipalpis
Lineage: Eukaryota; Metazoa; Arthropoda; Insecta; Diptera; Psychodidae
Product: palmitoyltransferase ZDHHC3
Exons: 6
Coding region: 178-1053 (291 amino acids)
Biological process (GO): protein targeting to membrane; peptidyl-L-cysteine S-palmitoylation
Cellular component (GO): endoplasmic reticulum; Golgi apparatus
Molecular function (GO): protein-cysteine S-palmitoyltransferase activity
Source: RefSeq, a predicted model, not a curated record
UUCUUGGUGUUUUUGUCCAGGAAAAUUGCAAAAAAUCUCUCGAUUGCUUCCUGAAAUUUAAUUUCCUGCUGCACCAGGACAUUCGGGAAGGACAAAGUGAACAUCCGGGGGUGUUGGUUGUACGUGCAAUAAUGUAUUUUGUGAGAUCUUUGCGUGUUUAGUGCAGGCAGAGGUGAAAUGGAUUACUACGACGGAACAUUCCGGAGACGUGGGGCGUGGGAUCCUGACCAGCAGCACAAUAGAUGCUGCAACGGACGACUGUGGUUUGUCCGCGAUGUCUGCGGAAUCAUCUGUGCCAUCCUCACGUGGCUCCUCAUUCUCUAUGCUGAAUUUGUCGUGAUGACCGUCAUUCUCAUCCCCAGCCCCUAUCCCAUCUAUUCCUACAUCAAUAUGGUCAUCUUCAAUGUUCUCGCAUUCCUCGCCAUCUCUUCGCAUCUCAGAACAAUGUUUACAGAUCCAGGUUCUGUACCAAAGGGGAAUGCCUCUGAUAAGGCAAUUCAACAAAUGGGUUUGCGUGAGGGUGAGGUGUUCUUCAAGUGCGCCAAAUGCUGCAGCAUUAAACCCGACAGAGCCCAUCAUUGUUCCGUCUGUCGCGUUUGUGUCCGGAAGAUGGAUCAUCAUUGUCCCUGGGUGAAUUCCUGCAUAGGAGAGAAUAAUCAGAAGUUUUUCGUGCUUUUCACGCUCUACAUUGCAAUCAUUUCUGCCCACGCAAUCUUCCUGACUGUCAAUCAAUUCGCCCAUUGCAUCCGGACGGAAUGGCGGAAUUGUUCCACGUACUCCCCACCGGCUACUGUGAUCUUCCUCCUCUUUCUCACCUUUGAAGCAUUGCUUUUUGCCGUCUUCACGAUGAUCAUGCUCGGAACGCAAUUAAAUGCAAUUUGGAAUGACGAAACGGGUAUUGAGCAACUGAAGAAGGAGGAAGCACGCUGGGUGAAGAGAUCUCGAUGGAAAAAUAUCCAAAUUGUCUUUGGGCGCUUCUCAUUGGCAUGGUUUUCCCCCUUUACGCGUCCCAUGAUAAAGACAAAGCACGAAAACUACUACUAUUCCGUGUAAGAUUAUCCCCCCCCUUUAGAGACAUCUUGAAGGAUUCACCAUCUCAUUUUUCUAUGUGACCCCCGCCUCUCCUAUACGUGACCUCCCUUACGUAAGUACUUCCUGACCAAGGUGAGUGACAAAAAAAAUCAAGAUUUCUAUCCCUUUUUACGUAAAAUAAAAAAAAAGCGGGAACAAUUCUCGCUGAGAUUAAGAAAAAAAAAUCAUUGGCUCUGAUAAAUUGAACAAAAAAUUAUUUAAUUUAUACUACGUAGUUAAUUUUGUAAUGAUGAGGAAAAAAAUUGUAGAGGAAUGAGCUUUUAAAGUUUAUUUUCAAGACGACGAUGGAUGAUGUACUUAAAGUUCCCUUUGAUAAAAAAAAAUAGUGUUUUGUACCAUAGCGGAAAGGGAAGUCCAAAAAAAGCAGGAAUGUACCGCAAAUUUCUUUUUAAAAAACAAUUUAAAAUAAAAGUCUAAUUUAUUGUAAUAAGUAUAAUAUAAAAAAUAAAAGUUAGAACGUAACAAA